Lagenorhynchus albirostris (white-beaked dolphin) is the source of this 561-nucleotide messenger RNA. RefSeq names its product beta-lactoglobulin-2-like. Gene Ontology annotation, molecular function: small molecule binding. The record is from RefSeq and is a predicted model, not a curated record. Lineage: Eukaryota; Metazoa; Chordata; Mammalia; Artiodactyla; Delphinidae. The coding region runs from base 1 to 561 and encodes 186 amino acids. The transcript has 6 exons.
AUGAAGAGUCUCCUGCUCGCCCUGGGCUUGGCCCUCGUGUGUGGCGCCCAGGCUGCCCACAUUCCCAAUAAAGUGGAGGGUCUGGACAUAAGAGAGGUGGCAGGGACGUGGCACUCCGUGGCCAUGGCGGCCAGCGACAUCUCCCUCCUGGACGCCGAGAGCGGCCCCCUGAGAGUGAACGUGGAGGAGCUGAGGCCCACCCCCCAGGGCGACCUGGAGAUCAUCCUGCAGAAAUGGGAAAACCAAAAGUGUGUUGAGAAGACCAUCCUGGCUCAGAAGACCGAGGACCCUGCUGUAUUCAAGGUCGACGAUCACGGGGAAAGAAAGAUUUCCGUGCUGGACACAGACUACACCACCUACAUGAUCUUCUGCAUGGAGGCCCCCACGCCCACCGAUGAGCACGGCGCGAUAUGCCAGUACCUGUCCAGGACCCUGCAAGUGGACAACGAGGUCUUGGAGAAAUUCGAAAGAGUCCUGGAGUCUCUGCCCGAGCACAUGCGGAUCAACCUGGACCUGAGCCAGAGGAAGGGUGAACUUAGCCCUGCCCAGGUCCCGUCCUGA